GUAUUCGUAUUGGUUGCGACUCAAACAGACGUCGUCCAGCAGUGACAUAUGGAUUUUAUUUUGAAAGUUUAAGCAAAACGCUUGCCCCCUCGCUAGCCUAACACUAGUUGUGAUGUUAGCCUGUUUUCUUGGACACUCCUAGCGCCUAUCCUACUGCCCUGGUAAUUUCCUCAAGCCCACCUCAGGAAACCAUGGCCGAGCAGGCCUCGGGACCCCCUCUCUCGUCCCAACAUGACGAGGUGCUCCAGCAGCGAGUGGCUGCUUUGGAGCAGGAGAGGGCCGAGUUCAUCAAACUCAAGCAGCAGCUGGAGGCCGAGUUCAACCAGAAACGAGCCAAGUUCAAAGAGCUCUACCUGUCCAAGGAAGAGGAGCUGAAGAGGCAGAACGUGGUGCUGGAGGGCGCUCAGGUUGAGCUGAGCGCCCUCCAGGCCCAGCUAUCUCAAGCCCGGACCGAGAUGGAGACCAUCAAAGCGGUUGCCACUGUGUCAGAAAACACCAAGCAGGAAGCCAUAGACCAGGUCCGCAGCCAGUGGCAGGAGGAUGUGGCCUCGCUGCAGGCCAUCAUGAAAGAAACUGUGUGCGAGUACGAGGUCCAGUUCCACCAGCGUCUGGAGCAGGAGCGAGCCCAGUGGAACCAGUAUCGGGAGGCAGUGGAGAGGGAACUGGGUGAGCUGAGACGCCGCCUCACUGAGGGCCAGGAGGAGGAGAACCUGGAGGACGAAAUGAAAAAAGCCCAGGAGGAUGCGGAAAAGCUGCGUUCAGUGGUGAUGCCCAUGGAGCAUGAGAUCGCAGCCCUGAAAGCCAAGCUGGCUACGGCUGAGGGCAGGGUGAAGGAGCUGGAGGCAUCUAAGGUCAAGGAGCUCAACCACGUUCUUGAGGCUGAGAAGUCUUGUCGUACGGACCUUGAGAUGUAUGUAGCCGUGUUGAACACUCAGAAGUCUGUCCUGCAGGAAGAUGCAGAGAAACUACGGAAAGAGCUCCACGAAGUUUGUCACAAGCUGGAGUUGGAGCGACAACAGCACAACCAGCUAAAACACACAUGGCAGAGAGCCAACGACCAGUUCCUCGAGUCCCAGCGCCUCCUCAUGAGGGACAUGCAGAGGAUAGAGAGCGUGCUGUCCUCAGAACAGCUCCGCCAGGUAGAGGAGAUGAAGAAGAAAGACCAGGAGGAGGAUGAGAAAGAGAGACUGAUCCAAGUGAAAGAGCUGCACGAGGAGGAUGUGGGAGACAACACCGAGCCUCUUGAGGAUUUAUUCCUCGGGCUGAGCGUUGAGGAGCCCCAUGCCAACCACAGCGGCCAUGGGUCUAUGCACUCCUUAGACACUGAUGUGGUAGCAGGCGGCCCCAUGGACCCAUACAAGGAAAACCUGCGGAGAGUUCAGUCAACAGACAGCCUCGGCUCUUCGCUGUCCGUCCAGCAGGGCCUCGGCGGCCACAACCUCAAGGCCAAGUCGGCCAGCCACUUGGACGAGUCGGACUUUGGGCCCUUGGUGGGUGCUGACGGGGUGACAGACAGUAGUUUUGGUGAAACUUCAUCCACCAGCUCCAUCAAGCUGACGGCGAGCCAUUUCCUGCUGACUAAAGACCAGGAGAAAGCCAUCAAGGCCAUGACGCCUGAGCAGGAGGAGACGGCGUCGCUGCUCUCCAGCAUCUCCCACGCACCUGACAGCGCCUACGUGUCGCCGGCAGGCUACAGACUUGUCAGCGACAGCGAGUGGAACCUGCUGCAACAAGAGGUAAAAAAUGCGGGCAGGAAGCUUGGCCGACGUUGUGACAUGUGCUCCAACUACGAGAAGCAGCUGCAGGCCAUCCAAGGACAAGAGGCCGAGACCCGAGAUCAGGUGAAGAAAGUGCAGGUGAUGCUACGUCAGGCCAAUGAUCAGCUGGAAAGAACGAUGACUGAGAAACAGACUUUGGAAGAUUCGGUCAAAGUCUGCAAUGAGGAAACCGCUGCAAAGGUGUCCGCUCUCAUCCAAAGAGUCCAGGAGUCAGAAACACUGCUCAGCACACUACAACAGGCUUUCAGUGAAGCAAAAAGGAACACCCAGGAACAGAUGGUGGUGCUGGUGAAGUCGAGGGAGCAGGUGGCAGAUGAACUUAGCCGACUGCAGAGAGACAACGAGAGCCUGCAGGGAAAACACAGGCUGCACGUAGAACUGCAGCAACAGGAGGACUUCCAGAUGCCCAACACUGUGCAAGAGCUUCAAGGCGUAGUGCUGCUGUUACGCGAGGACCUGGUGGCGUUACGGACGUCCGCCGAUCACAUGGAAGAGAAGCUGAAAGCUGAGAUUCUGUUUCUGAAGGAGCAGAACCAGGCGGAGCAGUGUCUGAAGGAGAACCUGGAGGAAACUCUGCAGCUGGAGAUUGAGGGCUGUAAGGAGGAGAUAGACAUCUUGGAAGCAUCUUUCUCCAGUCUGAAGACAGAGCUGGAGCGAAUAAAGAUGGAGAAGGAACAGUUGCAGAGCAGUCUGGCAGAGAAGACUGAGACACUGGAAAGUAUCCAGGGCCUGAAGAGCCGCCUGGAGCAUCAGCUCAGAGAGCUCACCACUGCAAAGAGUGCACUAGAGAAUCAGGUGUUUGACGAGAAAGACAAAGCUCAGCGGCUGCAAACAGAGCUGGAUGUCAGUGAGCAGGUGCAGAAGGACUUUGUCAAACUUUCUCAGACCCUUCAGGUACAGCUGGAGCGAAUACGACAGGCGGACUCCUUGGAUCGAAUCAAAGUCAUCCUCAAUGACACCAACUUGACUGACAUCAACCAGCUUCCAGAUACAUGAUGCCACUGAAUGAAAACUGCCUUCAGUUGCAUUCCCCCUCUUUCUCUUAUCACUGGCCCCAUUAACAUUAUUGAUCCAACCCUUCCCCCUCCUCCUGCAUAACCACCACAGACGAAGAGUUUGGAGGGACUGACAUGGCACGAGGAGCCUCUUUGUGUACAUUAAGAGUCUUGGAACACAUGAAGAAGAACACUACUAAAAAAAAUGUAAAUAACUAAAUGUGUGACUGUGAACAGAGGGAGUCCAUCUUCCUGUGGGUCUGUCUGUGUCUUGUUUCUACUGUAGAUAUAUGACCGCCUGUAUUAGCUCAACCAAAAAAGGUUUGUCGUCUUCUAAAAGCACUUUUCAUCUGCAACUUCUCUUCCCAGGUAAUUAUAGAAAACAGGAUACAUAACUUUUCUCCUUCUUGUUCUCAAAGCGGUUGAUAAUCGCUUCCUUGUUCCACUUGGUCUCUCCCCACCCCAUACACACAUUUUUUGCUGAUUUUCUGCAACAUUUUCCACCUCGUUCUUGUCACUUAACCCCGUGACAAAGACACGAUGAAGGAGAUUCAUGGAAAAUACUUGCACGUAACUUAACUUAGAUGAAAAAUGGAACAUCAUUUGAGCAAUACCCUCCAUAUCUGAAACAUCCUCCUCGACUGUAUCUUGCUUCAUACUUAACGUCUCACAGAAAUCGUUUUGUUAUUUAAAGCUGCUGAAAUACAGUGAAGAAAUGUCAUGUCUCAUCAAAGUAUCAAAGUUUUAUUUCACACUUGUUUCUUGCCGUUUAAGACACAGUUCACAUUGAAGAAAUUGCUUGGUGAGGAAGUGACAAUAGAAAAUAAUGAAUUUUAAUACACACUUUGCUCCUUUUUUUUAAAUUAAUUUAUUUUUUGAGUUUCUUGAUUUAUUUCUUAAGUUCUUAAAUUGCAGUGAGCUGCUUUUUGAUUAUAAUGGAACCACUCACUAUCACAACACUGGCACAUGGGGUUUCUCUUCUGUCACAGCAGUAAGAAGCAGUCAGCUGAUAGGAGGACGCCUUAUUUAAGGACACUUUCAGAUGGUGGGAGAAAAACUAACCUCUCACGAGCCGCCCUGCUACUUCCCGACCGAUUCAGUGGAUAAAAUACCAACUAAAGGACAGCUUUACUUUAUAGUCUGUCUAUGAGUUUCAUUUAUCACUACAAGAAAUUCUGUUGUCUUUGAGGCUACUAAUGGAUUUAUUUAAAGUAAUAAUCUGAACAGUUUCAUUUAAAUGUCAGUUAAGUCACUAUCUAACUCAGUGGAACAUCCUGAAGACCAAGGUGCAAGCAUGCUUCAUCUGAGCUGCUUGGCAGGUAGUCGGAUAGCUUCAGAGACCUCCUCCCCCUAACGCCUUUCUGUUUCCGACCUUUUCUGUAACUUUCUGACAAUCGGACAUUCAACUUAGUACUGUCACUUUUAAUGUUUAUUUAAAAAAAAUAACAUACAAAUCAGUGAGUGGUUGUAGUUGUGUGAAGAAGGGAGCUUGAUAGAAACCUUUGCUUCCUUUACACCUUCACACACCUGGCCAACAGCUGCGUUAAGUGGCUGUGAUUGGCUGUUUUCCGAAAGUUGCUGAAAUUGUCUGAUGCAGAUUGAAAAGUGGACGAGACGCUCUCGGACGAUCUCUUGGUUUGAAGCAUAUGGAAGCCUUCACCCGUACUGAAAAUGAACAGUCGCGUUUUCUAAUAAUUCCGAUUCCAUGCAGUCGUUUAUUAAGAGAAGAGUUUUGACCACAGCCAGGCCGGGGCAGGUGGGAUUCUUUAGGCAGAAGGGAUGCUCAUUCCCUCCAAAGCCUUUACUUUCUGAUGGAAUAAAUAAAUGCAAGAUGAAUAAUAGGACAUAAAAUGGGGUGGCAUGGUUUUUAAUCGGUCUAAGUAUGUGGCUUCAUGUGCUGUCAGGUUUUAUUACGUAUUUGAUCAAUUUAAUACUUUAAAACUAAAAUAACGUUCACUAAAUUACUUUAUAAUGUGCAGACAGAACAAAUAUCUGGUUUUGACAAACUCAAUUAAUACAUUUUAAUUAGGAAUUGCUAGGCAUGCUCUCCUUUGAAUAAAGGUUGCAACUCAAUGUUCUGCACUCACUUUAAAUGGUUAAUCCUGCAAUUAUGGAUUUUAUGGAAAAUAUGAAGAAUGUGUUAAAAAAAUAUUCCAGAAAUGGAUGGUAGAAUUUGCAGUUAAAACAAUAUAUACAUAAUCAUGCACACAGCAGCUUUUUAUGGUGUAAGAACAUGUUGAUCGCUGUUAUUUUUAGUUUUGUCUUGCAUGUAUUGCAUUUCCUUUUGACGCACAUGUCCAUAAUGUAGAUAUCUUGAGUUGAUAUUUAUGAUAGAUUCAUGCAUUGUGUUAUGAGAUAAUGUGGAUGAGUGGGUAAGCCAGCCUGAAGUUGCACUGACAGAAACCUGUAUGUCUUUUUGGAUUGUAUGAUUGUGGGCUGAAAACUGAGAACUGGCAAAGUUAAAAGUAGAAAUUUGUGUGACCUGGAUAUUAUUUUUCUCUGAAAGGCCUUAUUGCAUUGCGGCUUGGUGUGUUUUUAAUUUUAUUUGUGACAUUUAAUGUCCCUCUAGCUUAAUGUAUGACUAUUACAUUUACAAAUUUUACUCAUGGCCCAUAUGGCAUUAACAGGAAGAUUCUCGCAUUAUCAUUGCAGACAUUCACUAAUUUGUCAUGUUUAAGAGUUGAUUUAAUAAUAAUUUCUGAUCGUUGGAUACUUAUUUUAUUUUUUUUGUGUAAAUUGAAUCCCAAAAAUGAUUGGAGUGGAUGUUAAAAAUGAGAAUUUGUGUUUAGGGUGGAAGUCUGAAGGUCUGAAAGUUCACACUGCUAUUUAGUUUUUAGUGUAAAUAAAAAGUCGCGAUAAAGAAAGCACACUCACAGCCUAAAUAUGAAUGAUUUGUUUUUAAGGCUAUGACUUAUGGGAAAAUCUCCUUUUUGUAGUUUUCCUAACCCAUGUACUCAACAGUUUCAUUACAGUAAUCUUGUAAUGUGAACUUAAAUUUCACAACCUCAAAAUAUAUUUUAAGCUGUAACAUACAGCCAUAAGCAGUCUUGUUUCCAAUAAAUCACAGUAUUAAACAUUGAGCAACAUGUGGAUUGGUCCUUUUUUAAAGAUUUUUUUUGCACUUUACUGAUAAUUAACACGUUGUUAGUACUUGCUCAAGAGUGCACAGUUUGAGCUUUCAGAUGCAGCUUUUAUCAUUCCAUUUAAAGCAUUUUUAUAAUAUACGUGUUUGACAUUGUGAGAUCUGUUUGAGGGUUAGACCAACAUUCUCGUUUGCUGACAGAUUAAAUGGCAUCCAGUUUAAAAUAAAACACUCAGAUUUC
Messenger RNA from Etheostoma spectabile (orangethroat darter), 6096 nucleotides. It is a transcript of the gene rabep1, whose product is annotated as rabaptin, RAB GTPase binding effector protein 1. Bases 192 to 2774 code for a protein of 860 amino acids. The transcript is spliced from 20 exons. Gene Ontology annotation, biological process: endocytosis. Gene Ontology annotation, cellular component: intracellular membrane-bounded organelle. The record is from RefSeq and is a predicted model, not a curated record. Lineage: Eukaryota; Metazoa; Chordata; Actinopteri; Perciformes; Percidae. Gene Ontology annotation, molecular function: GTPase activator activity; growth factor activity.